AUGACGCUAUCAGGAGACUCUGUAGCUCAGGCUGCCGAAGCAUCGGCCAACAACGGUGUCAGCGAUGGCAACAAGAAGCGCCCUUACCUUCUCUUCUGCGCGGCGCCUGCAACAGGACACACGUAUCCCCUCCUUCAGGUCGCCGAUGAGAUGAUUCAACGCGGCUUCGAGGGUACAUUCAUUGCCGGCGAAGAGUUCCACCCUCAGGUCAAGCGCAUCGGCGCCCAGCACGUUGCGAUCCCGCCCAUGCUGGACCCUGAGAUGGAAGCUAUUCGCGAAAAGGUCCCCGUUGGCAUCCCUCGUCUCAUGUUCGACCUCAGCAACGUCUUCAUCAGGUCUGUUACACCUCACUUCCAUGUCCUGAUGGAGACGCUCGAGAAGAUCCGUGUCGAGCACCCCAACAAGCAAGUUGUCAUCGUCCACGAGACGUUCUACAUGGGCCUUGCUCCGAUGAUGUACGGCACACCUUUGCCCAAGGGGUACACCACAAGACCGCCCGUUGUCGACAUUAACAUUGUCCCCGUCGUGACCACGAGCAUCGACACCGCGCCGUUCGGGCCCGGUCUUCCUCCUGACUCAACCGAGUCAGGCCGGGGCCGCAACAAGCUCCUCAACGAGAUGUUCUUCAGCCCGAUGGGUCCCUUUGGUGCGGCAGCAAAGGAGUACAACGACGUUGUCAAGUCGCUCGGCGGUACACGCGAGUUGCCGCCUGCCUUGUUCGAAUCAUGGCAGACCAGCUAUGACGUUACCCUGCAAAUGUGCUCGCCCAGCCUCGAAUACCCCAGAUCGGAUCUCCCCGACGCCAUCAAGUACGCGGGAUGUCUGCCGCCUAAGCCCAUCGACCCGAAUUACAAGUACCCAGAAUGGUGGGCCGAGAUCACGGCCGGGAACAAGAAGAUUGUGGGAGUUGCACAGGGCACCAUCGCCACCAACUACACGGAUCUCAUCAUCCCUACGAUACAAGGCCUAGCUCACCGCGACGACAUCAUCCUCGUCGCCAUCCUGGGUGUCAAGGGCGCCACUUUGCCCGAGGAACUUACGAUUCCGGCCAACACAAAGGUCAUCGACUUCCUCUCGUACGACGCUCUGCUCAAGCACGCAGAUGUUUGGGUUCUCAAUGCCGGGUAUGGAGGGUUCCUGCAUGGCGUCGUUAAUGGCGUGCCUAUGGUGCUUGGAGGGGAUACGGAAGACAAGCCCGAGAUUGCUAUGCGAGGUCAGUGGACAGGAAUUGCUUUCAACCUCAAGACUGGUCGCCCUACAUCAGAGCAGGUUGCUGAGGGAGUCGAUGAGGUGCUUGCCAACGACAAGUACAAGAAGCGGGUGAUGGAGAUCAAGAAGGAGAAUGAGGACAUGAAGGCCCUUGACUGCGUAGAGAAGCACAUCUGGGAUUACGCAGAUUCGGCAUAG
Molecule: messenger RNA, 1407 nt
Organism: Colletotrichum godetiae
Lineage: Eukaryota; Fungi; Ascomycota; Sordariomycetes; Glomerellales; Glomerellaceae
Exons: 1
Coding region: 1-1407 (468 amino acids)
Molecular function (GO): UDP-glycosyltransferase activity
Source: RefSeq, a predicted model, not a curated record